Stegodyphus dumicola is the source of this 2523-nucleotide messenger RNA. RefSeq lists its product as uncharacterized. The record is from RefSeq and is a predicted model, not a curated record. Gene Ontology annotation, cellular component: CCR4-NOT complex. NCBI's taxonomy places the organism in Eukaryota, Metazoa, Arthropoda, Arachnida, Araneae, Eresidae. Gene Ontology annotation, biological process: protein ubiquitination. Gene Ontology annotation, molecular function: RNA binding; metal ion binding; ubiquitin-protein transferase activity.
UCGUAUGUGUGUGUGUAUAACGUGUAUAUAAAAGUUAUAUUUUUAUAAAAGCAUUGAUGUCUGUAUAUUUUACAUAUUUCUGAUAGUUUGUUGUAUAAAUUUUGCUGUGCAUUCCGAGUGCUGGUUUUGUAUCAAAACAGUUCUCAUGCGUUUAAAAGAAGAUAUAAAAGAGCCUGUCGAAGAAAUGUCUGGAGGAGAAGAAAAGAAAUGUCCCAAGUGUACUGAGGUGCUAGAUGUUGAAGAAAUCAAUUUCUUUCCCUGUGAAUGUUACUAUCAGGUUUAUCCAGACAAUCCAGUAAAUUUCAAGCCUAUGACACAAGAACAAAUGCUGAAAAUCAGAAAUCGGAAAAAGAAAAAAGAUUUAGAGAAAAAGCAGAAAAUUGAUGAAAUUAAAAAAAAUCUGGCUGAUCGCAGAGUGCUCCAAAAGAAUUUGGUGUUCAUCGUUGGUCUGCCUCAGGGGCUUGAGUCUGAUAAAGAAAAAUUUGAAAAAAUCAUGGAACCUUUUAAACAAAUAGGUCCUGUUCUAAAGUGUAUGGUUAAUGAGCGGACGAAUUAUGCUGGAAAUCAGGGAGCGAGUGCUUGUGCAUAUGUAACAUAUCAAAACAAAGUAGAUGCAGUAAAAGCUAUAAAAACUUUAAUAGGCACAAAAGUGGAAGGCCGAACUAUUAAAGUAUCUAUGGGAACAACAAAAUACUGUAGUAAUUUUUUAAAGAAUGUUCAAUGUACGAAACAAGACUGUAUGUAUCUGCAUGGGAUUGCAGAAAAUGAAAUUAGUUUUACCAAAGAAGAAAUGCAAUUAGGGAACCAUAUAGAAAUUGAACAAAGGCUCUGUGAAGAAAUUUUAGCCAAUGACUUAAAAGAAAAAAGUCAAGAUAGCCAACUUGAAGAAUCAAACAUCAGCCAAAAAACAAUACAAUUGUCAUCUGUAAAUAAUGAACAAAGUCAGUCUGAAGAACUUUCAAGGGUAAAUUCUGAAAGUUCACUAGAUUCACCAUUAACAUCAAGUACAGAGAGUGACAGACCACCGUCUGUAUCCAUCAAAGAAGAAACAGUAGGGUUUAAUUACAUUCAGAGUAAUUUCCAAUCAAGUUUGGAUUUCUCAGAUCCUGCCCAAAGUGAUCAUCAUGUGGAAUUAUGUGAUUCAAGUGAAAAGCGAGUCAUUUCUGUGGAACAACCGCAAACAUUUCAAGAAACUUUAGCAGUGAAUGGCUUUAGCAAUUCCAGCGACUUCCAUAAUAUAUUGCAUGCAUUUCAGCAGCCGUCCAAAAACACAGUUGCCCAAGGUUCUUUUCCCACAGCACAAAACUCAAAUUUGUCUGUACCUAGUUGUUUAAUGCCAUGGAAAGGAAAUUCACGUAAAGAAACUAGUACAUUGAAUCCUUUAGCAGCUCCAUUUCAAAAUCAUUCAUCCUAUUUCUCUAAUAUCAAUGAAGAAGCAAAUUGUGUACAUAAUGGAAUAGAUGAAUUUCCAGUUUAUGAACCAACUCUACGAGAUAUAUUAGGUUUUGAUCCUGUUCAGGUUGCACUAGAUAACUUGAAUCAACUUUGUAUAGAGGAAAGGUGCAACCAAAUCCGUCAAAGAUUUUUAAACUCAAGAUCUCAAAAUUUAUUUGGUUAUUCAAGCACAGAUGGUCCAGACCCUCGAAGGUUACGGGUAACACAAACACCACCAAAUAGGCUUGCACAUCCAGAUUCUAGGCCUCAUUUGCUUAUGUCAAACCUCCAACAAAGGCUGAGAAAUGCUCCAGAUUUUUUUCCAAAUGUUGCUACACAACCUCAUUUUCAGUAUCCAACCCCAGCACCUCGCGAAUCAGUUCCUUAUUCAACGCCUACUCGAUCACCUGCAAUAGAAAAUUUAAUGCAACUUAAUAACGCUACAGGAUCUGGCAGAUUGUGUAUGCCUGUCGUUCCUCAAAUUUCUCAGACCGACUUGUUGAACAGUCAGAUGUUAAGCAGUCCAAGUUCCUUUGUGUCAGAUUUCAGUCAGCGUCAGUUAAACCAGUUUCAGAAUAGAGACUAUCUUGAUUCUAUAUCACUUCCUGCAUUACAACAACAACAACAACAGAGGUUACAGCAGCAACAUUUUGCUCAGCCAGUGGUGAACAAUAAUGCUCAACUUCCACCAUUGUACAGAAAUGCCAAUUUAAAUAUGAGAGUGCCACAGCUGCCACCACCACUACCACAACAACAGCAGAGACUAAUGAAUGAUUUCUCAGCAAGACAAUUCCAGCAGCUCGGAUUAAACUUUAAUAAUCUCUUAUUACAAGAUCUACAGUAUCAGCACCCCAACAAUCUUCAUAUUCCAUCAUCUAAUCAUAUGGGAAUGCCACCUCCAGGUCUGUGAUAUUGCCAAAUGUUUUAGUCAUUGUAACAAAUCGCCUCCUAUACAAGCAUUGUGAUAUAUUUGUAACUUAGUAUAUAUAAAAUGAAGUAAGGUUUAUUUUUACAACACGUUCUUGUAAUUUAUCAUAAGAGAUUUGAGAGAAAUAACUUAGUUUUGUUAAUUAAAGUAUUUUUCAAAUA